Physella acuta is the source of this 1461-nucleotide messenger RNA. RefSeq lists its product as uncharacterized. Lineage: Eukaryota; Metazoa; Mollusca; Gastropoda; Physidae. The record is from RefSeq and is a predicted model, not a curated record.
UUCACCUCUGGACGUGUUCCAUCUGUUCUACAGUUUACAACAAAUAAGAUUUGAUAUCAGCCACCCUAGCGAUGUAUCCCAACUCCGCCAAAGCUUCUAUCCAUGAGGACUCUAGCCAGGACACGGUAGCCCACCUGACUCACCUGACAGGUAGCGCAGACGUCAUACUGGAUAAUGGCACGACAACGUGGCUCUUUUUGAGAGACAGCUCAGGCAUGAAGUUCGUAGCGUGCAGUCCCAAGCUUGUCUACACCGUCUGGCAAGUUUUAAAGCAGUUGAUUUUGUCAGGAAACGCAUCCAAGGUCAUACUGAUCAGGUCAAAGGUCACAGCUCGUCACAUUUUCUCUAGCUACGUUUCUGAUGCUCUCUCCAUUUGGCUGCUCAAGAAGCUGGACCUCCAUUGCCAGAAGUCUUUAUCUCGUCGUCCUAUGGAGCUCUGUGACCGUCUUGAACCUUCUCUACCCAAAAAUCUCCGUGGGUCUCCAGCGUAUAUGAGACAAUGCCUUCAUUCAUCUCGUCAGGAAUUUCUUAGCCUUGUUCUCAAACAGAAGAAAUGGCCCUGCCCAUAUCUAAGCAUUAUCAACGGCCUGGGGUCAAAGGUGACAGCCGUGCUACUAACCCUAGGGUCAAAGGUGACGGCCGUGCUACUACCUCUACACGAUGAGGCCGAUCGAAUCCUGGUUAUAAAUGAUGUCCAGAAGCAGCCAGAGGUUACGGCCUUGACAUUGACCACCCAGGAAGAGGCCGAGCUCGACCAGGCCGUCGUUGAUGUCCAGGUAGCCGGACAGGCAGAGGAGAACAAAAAGAUGGAUGUGUAUGAUGGGCCUGAUCACAUGACCCCUUGUCGUGGACCUUGGAAGAAAGUGUGGCUUUUCGUCAUGGUGAUGUUGUUGCAGGUGUCGGGUGUCCGGGCUGAACACUGUGUUGCCUGGAAAAAACUAGCUAGUUGUCAGUUUGAUGGAUAUAACAUCUCAUUUAACACCUUCCUGUACACGUACAGCCUCAUUGACUGUCCCUACGGAUGCUGUGGCAGCUACAAAGAGAAAUGCUGUCUUGAGCCACACAUGAACGUCACUGCGCAGCCUGAUGUCGAGUCUGAUGAUGAAAAACCUAGAGAAAAUGCGACGGAACCCUGCACGUGUGAGGAAUCUUCAGACGAUGGCCACAAAGAAGCUGACAACUACCGCGAUGAGCUGCUUUUCGGUCUGGUUGCUACAGCUGCCCUGCUCUUUUUCACCCUGGUCAACAGCCUGAAGAAAAGAAAGAAGCAUAGGACUAGGCAUUAAAUGGGAAAAACUUCGAUUUGAGAUCUGAUUCCGGAAUGAUGCUGACUGGAAGAUUCAAACGAUCUAAAUACCAUCAUGUAGUUUGGUUUAGCGGUCUCAUAUACAUCUAAAACGUAAAUAAACAUGACGCUAUUUAAAUCACUCAUAUAAUUCUUAUAACAUCUAAUAAAGUCGU